Andrographis paniculata is the source of this 866-nucleotide messenger RNA. RefSeq names its product probable calcium-binding protein CML15. The transcript has a single exon. Gene Ontology annotation, molecular function: calcium ion binding; enzyme regulator activity. NCBI's taxonomy places the organism in Eukaryota, Viridiplantae, Streptophyta, Magnoliopsida, Lamiales, Acanthaceae. Bases 268 to 753 code for a protein of 161 amino acids. The record is from RefSeq and is a predicted model, not a curated record.
AAUAGCACCUGCUUAUAAUGGGUUCAUAAUUUUCCUAUGCACUUUACAUCAUUCAUUCAAGAAUCAUCCCAUCUUAGCAACUACCACAACCACAGCCCCACGAACAAUGUAUGGUCAAGAAAUUCCAGGUUAGAACAAAGAAAUCAGCAAUGGAAAAAUGAUGGGAAAUGAAAAUUAAAAAAAAUUAAAAAAAAAAAAAAAAAAAAAAGAAGCAGCAGAGGAAAUCCUUACCUGUACAUUCAAAUCUCCCUUCUUCUGACCUCCGUUAUGAUGGCUAAAAUCCACUCCGAUCAGCUCCAACAAUUAAGGGACAUCUUCAAUCGGUUCGACAUGAACCACGACGGCAGCCUCACGCAGCUGGAGCUCGCUGCCCUCCUCCGGUCCCUCGGCCUCAAGCCAAACGGCGAUCAGAUCCAUAUCCUGUUGGCGAAUAUGGAUUCCAACGGCAACGGCGCCGUCGAAUUCGACGAACUAGUCGAAGCCAUCCUGCCGGACAUGAAUGAGGAGGUGUUGAUCAAUCAGGACCGGCUAAUGGAGUUUUUCCGCCUCUUCGAUCGCGACGGCAAUGGUUACAUAACCGCGGCGGAGCUCACCAAACAGAUGGCGAAGAUGGGGCACCCCCUGUCCUACCGCGAGCUGAGCGAGAUGAUGCAAGAGGCGGACACCAAUGGCGACGGCGUCAUCAGCUUCAGCGAAUUCGCCAACAUCUUGGGGAAAUCGGCGAUUGAUUACUUCGGCAUUUCGGUCUCCUAGGGUUUGGUCGAAUUAGGGCUGAUUUGGGGAAUUAGGGUUUGCGAAUUUGGGAUUUAUAUUGAUUACAUAUGAAUGAAUGAUGUAAUGGGCACGCACAAAAAGCUUGCAUCUUC